Molecule: messenger RNA, 4627 nt
Organism: Fundulus heteroclitus (mummichog)
Lineage: Eukaryota; Metazoa; Chordata; Actinopteri; Cyprinodontiformes; Fundulidae
Gene: tcf7
Product: transcription factor 7
Exons: 13
Coding region: 342-1952 (536 amino acids)
Biological process (GO): canonical Wnt signaling pathway; regulation of transcription by RNA polymerase II
Cellular component (GO): beta-catenin-TCF complex
Molecular function (GO): RNA polymerase II cis-regulatory region sequence-specific DNA binding; DNA-binding transcription factor activity, RNA polymerase II-specific
Source: RefSeq, a predicted model, not a curated record
AGUCAUCGGACCUGUCAAUCAAGCGGUCGGCGCCCUUUGAAGUCGGGACUCCUCGCCUUGUCUUGGGCUCAAAUGAGCUGUUUGCUGUUGUAGUGAAACAUUAUUCCUCUACCGAGUAGCCAGCCGGGGAGCGCCACAUCUCAACUUUUUCUUCUGUAUGUGGUGGGGCUUUCUCUACUUUUGUUUCGUGGAAGCGCUCCAGCCUGUGGAUAUUUAGCAGAGAAAGUAACUUUAUUCCCUUCUUUAUUUAUACUUUUUUUUGUUGUUGUUUUUUAAUUUUUUUUUUUUUUUUUAAACUUCGUAAAAGAGGAGGAAAAAAACUCCAGGGGAGGGAAGUAGUCAUGCCUCAGCUCAGUAGCGGCGGAGGGGACGACCUGGGAGCGAAUGAUGAGAUGAUAUCGUUCAAAGACGAAGGGGAGCAGGAGGAGAAAAUCCCGGAGAACGCGUUCACGGAGAGAGACCUGGCCGACCUCAAGUCCUCUCUGGUGAACGAGUCGGAAAUAAAUCAAAGUCCGAACACGGCGCAGGCGGUCAGACGGGGACAGCAGGGCGAGCAUAGGGUCUUCCAGGACAAACACCGAGAGCAUCUUGACGGAGUGUCGAAACAACAAGAUGGAGGCAUGUACAAGUCGCCGGCGUAUCCAGGGUAUCCGUUCCUGAUGCUGCCAGAACCUUACCUCCCCAACAACUCAGUUUCUCCAUCUUCCAACAAAGUGUCGGUGGUACAGCAAUCCCACGGGAUGCACGCGCUGACGUCCCUGCUGCCCUACAGCAACGACCACUUCAGCCCGAGUCCUCCGCACCUGCCCACAGACAUGAGCCAGAAGACAGGCGUCCACAGGCACCAGUCCCAGGACCUCUCAGGGUAUUACUCCCUUCCUCCAGGUGGCGUUGGCCAAAUCACCCCCUCCAUGAGCUGGCAGAGCCAGCCGGUCUACCCUGCCCUGUCCCCUUGUGGAUUCAGGCAGCCCUACUCCUCCAGUCUCCCCAGCGCAUCGUCCUACUCCAGGUUCCCACACUCUUUGAUGCUCGGGCCGUCGGGCGUUCAUCCUACAGGGAUCCCCCACCCGGCCAUAGUGCCCUCUUCAGGAAAACAGGAGCAUGAUCAGUACGACAGAGGCAUGUACAUGAAGCCGCAGGUGGAGGUCAAACGGGAGAAGGAGCCCAAGAAACCGGUCAUUAAGAAGCCCCUGAACGCCUUCAUGCUCUACAUGAAGGAAAUGAGGGCGAAGGUUAUCGCUGAGUGCACGUUAAAGGAGAGCGCUGCUAUCAAUCAGAUUCUGGGACGAAGGUGGCACGCUCUGACCCGGGAGGAGCAGGCCAAGUACUACGAGUUGGCCCGAAAAGAGAGACAGCUCCACAUGCAGCUCUACCCGACCUGGUCUGCUAGGGACAACUACGAGGCGGGCCUUAGCGGGGUCGCAGGGGAAAAGAGUAAAGCUGAUUGGGGCAAGAAGAAAAGGAGAAAAAGGGAGAAGCAGCAGGACUCCAACACAGAUCCGGGCUCUCCUAAGAAAUGCCGCGCUCGCUUCGGCCUCAACCAACAAACGGACUGGUGCGGUCCUUGCAGGAGGAAAAAGAAGUGCAUUCGCUACCUUCAAGGAGGAGGCUGCCCCAGCCCAUCUUCUUCAGAUCUAAGUGCCAUAGACUCUCCCCCCUCCCCCUCUCCCUCGCGCCUCCGCCUCUACCAGCAGCAGCCCCCUUCCCCGGGCUGCUCCCCGCCGCCAGUCUCCCCGUCCACGCACCUCCCCUUGUCCUCGCACACGCGCUCACACACACGCUUCCCGCAGGAGCAGCCCGCCGGCAAGCGGGCGGACUUCCGUCAGCCCCCGGACAAACACGCCCCCAACACGCACCUGGAACUGUCCGGCAAGCAGGCGCUCUGCUGCACGGCGCUGUCCGCCGCCAAAGUGGCAGGACUUUCUCUUAAAGUGCUAACAGAGACUCACUGAUCGCCGCGGUCCGCUGACGUCGCCCUCACUGCUCUCCUCCUCCUCGGCUUCCUCCAAAAAGCACGAGGAUCAUCCUCCUGGUCUCCGGCCUUCGCCUCUCCUUCAGCCUGGAUAGUCCAAAAGUGUCGUUUGUCCACAGCAGCUACACUAGAAACAACACGUUCAGGGGCAAUACGGACAGGACAAGUAAUGUUACUUUACCACCUUUUUUGUUUUUAACGCAUCAGCCAAUAAGAUGAAACGAUGCAUUUGAUACAUUUCUGGUUUAAAUCAAAGUUAGAUGUUUGGUGCAGAUGACCCGGUAAGAGUACACCAGAGGAUUCAGCUCCUCCAAACAGCACAUAGCUAUUAUUUCACCAUACAGGCGAUCCAGAAGAUUCAUACACCUUGAACUUUUUCCCAUUUUUUUUCAUGUCGCAACUGUAAUUCCAGUUUGUUUUAUUUGGAUUUUAUGUAACACAACAAUACAACCUAGGGCAAGGUAGCUAAAUGCUUUACAAGAUUUUUUUUUAAACAAACUCUCUUAAAAGUUUGCAGCACCUUUUAUAUUCAGUCGAUACCUUGUAGAACCACGUUCUGCUGCGAUUACGCUUUCAGGGUACGUCUCUAGCAGCUUUGUGUCUCUACAGACUGACACCGCUGCCCGUUCUUCAUCGUCAAACAACUGAAGCUCAAUCAGAUCGGACGUAGAUCAGAUUUAUUUACUAUAUCAGUGUUAAAGUCUUGCCAUGGAUUUUCAAUUGGAUUUAAAUCUAGACUAUCGUCCCUGUUGGACUGUAGCUCUGACUUUAUGUUUAGGGUUGUUUUUGCUUCCAUAAUUUGACAUUUCUGGCCCAGAUUAAAUUAUUUUGCCACCUACCAGCACCAGCCGUCUUCCCCGGGGGUUUUCUUCCAGGAUUGUAGCUCCAUCCAACUUCCCCACAGCAUGUUGCUGCCACCAUCAUGUUCCCCGGUGGGGAAAAGUGUGUUAGUUUCCCUCUUCUUUUCAGGAUGUGGGCUGAAAGGUUCAUUUUUGCAGAGUUUGGCUUGUACCAAACUUUAAAUGGGACUUUCUGUAUCUUUCUGUGCCAUAAAAAGGUAUGUGGCUAAUAGUUGUCCUGUCAUCAGAUUAUCCCACUUAAACUGGGGCUCUGCAGCUCCUCUAGAGUUAUCAUGUUCCUCUGGGCUCCAUCUCUGAUAUAUUAACACCUCUGUCACUUUAGGCCAUUACUCGGUAGGUCUGCAGUUGUGAAAUACUCUUUCCAUUGCCGGAUGAAGGAUUAAGCCUUAACUGUUUUAGAAAGUAACCCAGCUUUCUCUCUGAGCUGUCUGCUGUGCUCCCAGGGUCUUAAUGGUGCUGCUUGUUGUUCGGACGUUCUCUAACAAACCACAGAUCUGCUUAAUUAAUACUGAGAUUAAAUUAAAUACAGGUGGAUCCCAUUUAGCAAUUAAGUGACCUCUGAAGACAGCUGUACUUUAUUUAGGAUUAUCAGAGUCUAACACGUCCAGAGAUAAACGCUCAGCACACUUUUCACAAUUGAUCUGUGUUUUGUAUAGGUCUGUCACAUAUAUGAAUAAAUACAUUAAAAUGUGGAAUGUGACAAAACAUGUAAAAGGUUCAAGGAGUACAAAGACUUUCUGGGCAACGUAAUCUUCAUGUCUUAGCUCAAACACCUCCAGUUGUGAUCCAGUUUUUUUUUUUUUCCUCACAGCAGCCUGGUAUCCUUUAGGGCUCAGUGUCAAUAAACUGAUUCACAAAUAAGCUCUUAAAAUACCAACAGCACGUUCAUCUGUUAGAGGACAAAGAUGUAUGAAGAUAGCUGAUUUGGUUCCAGCUGAAAUAUUUCCGUUUUCCCGCCUGCGCCUGUCAAUCAUGUGAUGAGGGGCCAUGGCCGACAGCCUGGGAGGCUGACCAGCAGGAUCUCGUAUUUUUUGGGGGAAAGCAUUCUUAGUUCUUGUUUUUUAGCAGCCAUUUCACCAUUUGUUGGUAUUUCCAGAGGAGGCAAAGCGGGCUCCCAAGCCACUUCUUUUAGCACUUUUAGGCUUCUAAUCUCCAGCUUCAACCGUUAUUUUUUUUUUACAUAUUGUUGUUUUUUGUACUUUUUUGUGAGUAUGCAUCUCAUGUCAUUUUUAAGGUCAUAUGUUUUCUUUGUUAAGAUUUUUUUUUUUUUCUUAUCUGCAGCUCCGCAAACUAAUCUGUGACCAAUGGGUACUAUUAUAUUGCAUUGUCUUGUAAAGUUUUAUAUUAUAAUAAAUAACUUUUGUAUGUUUUUAUGGAAUAAAAAAGUAAAUUGCUUUAAAAAAAAAUAUUAUAGUUUCCAACUUUUUUCUAAAAGCAUCAUGUUUUGUCUUCUUUUUUCUUUUCUUUUUUUUCUUGCGGUCCAGUAUUACUGCAGAAGCCGUCAAACUAUAUUUUGUGUUCUCAGUCUGUGCUUGUUCCAACUGUAAUGUUACAUUUCGAGCAAAAAUGUUUUCAUUUUGCAGUUUUCUCGCGGCUUCAAUCUCAGCUUCUGACUGUGGAAUGAGUGUAGGCUGAGCUGUUGUACCAUUCCUCUCCACCAGAUGGAGCUCUUGUGGUAGAGACGUUCAGGCCAGAGGCAGGAAUAACUGGAAGAUGUCUUUGUACCUUCAUGCUUUGAACCCCUUUGAUGUAUUUGCUUUUGUUUGAUGUUAUUAAAAGUGUUUUGAAUAUCUUG